CGAACUGGUCUGGCUCUAAAAGUUAAACGCAAACCAGCAGAAUUCUCCGGUUGCGGCGUUUUUCUUCCCGCGCGGUGGAUCCGCGGCGCCACCUGCCGGUCAACGCCGGGCAGCGCAGCGCGGCAAACAAAGAUGGCGCCGCUCUGCUGAAACGGUACGGAAACGACUUCUACCGGAGAGGAACGCGGUCUAUUCUGCGUGAAACAGCGGCCGAAAACCAGGCCUCCGUGCGCCCGCGUCAUGUCCAGGCUGGCGGUGGUGUGCGGCGGCUCCCGGGGCAUCGGGGGGGCCGUGGCCCGCCUGCUGGCCGAGAGGGGGUGCAGGGUGGCCGUGGUCUGCAGGGGAGAGGAGGCCGCCCGGGCCGCCGUGGCGUCCCUGCGCGGAGUCGACCACGUGGCGCUCGGCUGUGACGUCUCCAAAGAGCACGAGGUCCAGAGGAGCUUCGAGACCAUCCAGAAGACGUGCGGGGACGUGUCUUACCUGGUGAACGCCGCCGGCGUCAACAGGGACGCUCUGCUGCUGAGGACCAAAGCGGACGACAUGAUGUCCGUGCUGCACACCAACCUGCUGGGCAGCAUGCUGACCUGCAGGGCGGCGCUGCGCAGUCUGCUGCGCUCCCCGGGGGCCGCCAUCGUUAACAUAGGCUCCGUCGUGGGCCUCUUGGAAAACGCCGGCCAGUGCGUCUACAGCGCCAGCAAAGCCGGCCUGCAGGGCUUCACGCUCUCCUUGGCGAAGGAAGUCGGCUCACGCGGCGUCAGAGUCAACCAGCAGGCUCCGGGUUUCAUCCGCACCGACAUGACCUCCGGGCUGAAGGAGGCGGCGGCGGCGGCCCGUUCCGUCCCGCUGGGGAGGUUCGGCGAGCCGGAGGAGGCGGCCCGGGCCGCUCUCAUCAUGCGGGAGUCUCCCUACGUCACGGGCCAGGUGCUGGUGGUGGACGGAGCCCUUCAGCUCGCCAUGUAGGAAGGCCUCGCCCCCUUUGAGGUCUCAAGAAGAAGCAGCCCUCGCGUGCAUUCGUCUUUGACCCUGCUGCUAACGCAGGUGAUGCACUGGAGGAUUGCACUGUUUUAACCUUCUGACGCAUCCAGAACGUCGGCAGAUUUCCUUUUGCUAUAAAAGUCAAUGUUUGUCUCAGCUGAGUAUCUGAGUGGUGUUUGCAGUGCGCAGCGAGACGCUAACGUUAGCCUAUAAAGAAACAGCUAAAGGACGCUUAGUCUCGUGGGGCGUUCACUGACCUGUUUGAAAUCAGAGGUUCAAACGCUGACAUCUCUUCUCAGACAACGUCGUGAAUCUGGACUGACGGUAACUUGUCGCGACGUCUCACAGGAUCACCGUCUUUCUGCCGAGUCGCCCUGUGCGGCCGCAGUGGGCGUGGCCUAAUGACGCCGCCGACUCCAGAGCGUCUGGCCCGGUCGCGAGGUCAGGGGAGACCCCCCCCCCCCUCACAGCCCACCUCUGGAGGGGCUGCAGCUGCAGGACGUUAGCGGCGGGAGGCAUUUUCAGCUCUGGGAAUGUUUGAGUGUCUGGUGACCGGUGGUGUGGACGGACGGGGUCAGAGGUCACGGAGAAGCUCAGACACGAUUAGAAAAUCCUCUUCCUUAAAGUGGAUUGUUUCCCCUCGUCUAUGAGAACAACGCCGGCCUCCUAAAAAACAUCUCACGCCGUCUGACAGGGUUUGUAUUUUAGUUUUUUUUAUUAACUUUUCUAACCUAAAAUAACAUCAGGAGAACAAUCCGCAUACAGGCAUCGAUUAAAGAAGAAGUGUCCACUUUGUGUAGUAAAAGGUGAGAUGGUAGAUAUAAAUACACCUUCUGCAGCUUAGUGUUCUGUCCCUCAGUACCGGGGGGGGGGGGGUACGUCCUGGAAACUGUUGUUUGGCAAUGUACAAGUGUCCAAAAGUAUCAUGCAGAGAGUUUGUGUUUGCAUUAAGCCUAAAAGUGAAUUAAAGCAGUAAAUACAUUAAAAAAACUUCAUAGUGGACAAAAGGUUCACGUACGCA
Messenger RNA from Gasterosteus aculeatus aculeatus (three-spined stickleback), 1996 nucleotides. RefSeq names its product carbonyl reductase 4 (gene cbr4). The record is from RefSeq and is a predicted model, not a curated record. Gene Ontology annotation, biological process: fatty acid biosynthetic process. Lineage: Eukaryota; Metazoa; Chordata; Actinopteri; Perciformes; Gasterosteidae. Gene Ontology annotation, molecular function: oxidoreductase activity, acting on the CH-OH group of donors, NAD or NADP as acceptor; quinone binding.